Molecule: messenger RNA, 2905 nt
Organism: Plutella xylostella (diamondback moth)
Lineage: Eukaryota; Metazoa; Arthropoda; Insecta; Lepidoptera; Plutellidae
Product: dynein intermediate chain 2, ciliary
Biological process (GO): outer dynein arm assembly; cilium movement
Cellular component (GO): outer dynein arm
Molecular function (GO): dynein light chain binding; dynein heavy chain binding
Source: RefSeq, a predicted model, not a curated record
GAAACCCAGUCUCUGACAAGUUCGUUAGAAUAAUAGCAAACUUUUUCCCCUGAUAAUGAACGUCGUAAACAUUGUUUUUGUAGUUUUCUUGGGGUAAAAUAGACCGAAAAUUUAUAGGAAAUGGCUCCUAAGAAGAAAGAAGCCAGUUCAAAAUCCCGUCCGACCCUCGGAGAGGAUGAGUUGGAGUGGCUCAGGCCACGAACCCUUCUUAAACCUGAAGACCAGGAAGAACUGGAUGAGGCGGACCUAGAUGAAGACAUAGCCCGGAUCCUCACCACGACCAACCCGCUGUGGGUAGCCGAGGAGGUGGCGUACCACUACGGGCAGGGCCAGUUCGCGCUGAAGCCGCGGCAGGCGUACGGCAAGGCGUACCCUCUGUACGUGUUCCAGGGGGCCGCUAUCAGGAAGGACUCUGAUGAGGCGAAGGCGCAGGUCGCUGCUGGAUAUGGGGCGGUGACGUUCGACGACGCGGGCCCGAAGCGCGUGAAGGUGAAGAAGUCGGCGGCCGAGGAGGAGGAGGAGGAGGAGCCGGAGCAGGAGCCCGCCGCCGGGGACGAGGCCAAAGUCGAAGAGGAAGCCCAAGCUGAAGAAGAGAGGCAGAAAGAAGAAGAGCCAGGCGAGCAGGCACCCGAGCAAGCACCAGUGAGGGAGGUGAAGGUGGAAGAGGAAAUGGGCGCGGGGGAGGGGGAGGGCGGCGAGGUCGGCGAGGAGGCCGAGACUGAGGAGAAACCAGAAGAGAUUGAAAUCAUGGGUGAAGAUGAAAUAAUUGAAAUAAAGCCGAGAGUAAAGAAAUUGGCUAACCAGUUCAACUUCUGCGAGAGAGCUGCCCUCACCUACAACUAUCCAAAAAGGUCGGUGGAAACUCAAACCAUACCGCCGCCCCGAGCCACCUACGGCCACACGGCACUGCAGUCAGUCAUAUUCGACUUCUAUCAGGAAGAUUAUGCCAAGAAGUUGAAGGAAAAGGAGGAAGAAAAACCAAAGAGGCUUCGUAAGAAAGCGGCCAAGCACGUGAAGACAGCCCAAGAAGUGCAUGAUGAGCAACUGGCGCAGCGCAUCCGCGAGGCGUGGGCCAUCCUCGAGCGACUCGUCAACCAGAACAUCUAUGAUGAUAUCGCCCAAGACUACCGCUACUGGGACGACCCAUCGGACGAGUUCCGCGAGGGCCAGGGCUCGCUGCUGCCGCUGUGGCGCUUCCAGUUCGAGCCGAUGCGCCACCACGCCGCCUGCGAUAUACAGUGGAACCCUCAUUAUCAGGACCUGUUUGCUGUGGCUUAUGGCUCUCUGGACUUCACGAACCAGCUGAAGGAGGGCUGCGUGUGUCUGUACAGCAUCAAGAACCCCGCCUACCCGGAGUACGCCGUGGUCACCGACUCUCCCGUCAUCUGCCUCGACGUCUAUAAGGAGACGCCAUAUCUUAUAUGUGUUGGUUUGUACGAUGGUAAUGUUUGCGUCUACAACUCACAACUGUCUCUCGAGUCGUCCUACCAGUACAAGUCGGACUCUGUCCGAGACAAACACAGUAAUAUUGUGUGGGAAGUCCGUUGGGGCCCGCGGCUCAUCGACGGAGAAGCAUCCUUCUUCUCGAUCUCCGGCGACGGGCGCGUGGUGCAGUGGGCGGUGAUGCCGGGCGAGCUGCAGGCCACCACCAUCAUCACGCUGCGCUCCGCCGUGCCGCCCUUCCCCGGGCCCGACGGCACCAUGCUCACUGUCAAUAGCUGCGGCAGCUGCUUCUGCUUCCACCCGGACAAGAAGGAUAUCUUCAUGGUGGGCACGGAGGACGGCAUGAUCCACACGUGCUCGCUCAAGUACAACCGAGACUACGUCAACUCGACCCAAGGCCACCACAUGCCGGUCUACCGGAUUGAUUAUAAUCAUUAUAACAACAAUAUUUACAUCAGUUGUUCGGGCGACUGGAGGGUCAAGAUCUGGGAGGAUGGGAGAAGUGAGCCGCUGUUCAUGUUCGAGCUGGGCUCGCCGGUGGGCGACGUGAAAUGGGCGCCCUACUCCAGCACCGUGUUCGCCGCCUGCACUGCCGAUGGAAAGGUGUUCGUGUACGAUUUGAAUGUGAAUAAGUACCGGCCUAUUUGUGUCCAAGCUGUGGUCUCCAAGAAAAACAAGAAACUGACUCGCCUCGACUUCAACGCACGACUGCCUAUUAUUGUGUGUGGCGAUACCAAGGGGACCUGCCAUGUACUGAAAUUAUCUCCGAAUUUGAGAGUUAUGUGUAAACCGCCGAAGAAAACUAAGGAGAUUCUUGAUCAAAGAACGCUUCAGAUAAUGAAGCUGGAUAAACUACUGACGCUUGUGCGAGAUCCCCCCUUCACUCCGGGAGUGGUCGAUGAAAAAUUUGAGGAAGACUAAUUUUGAUGUGUGUUUUCAUUUUGUUCAAUGUAUUUUUUGUAAGACUGCCAGUUUAGAUCGAGUUUUGUUUCAGUGAUUUGUCUAUCUAUGAUAUUAUGUAUUACUUAGUUUUAUGAAAUAAAACAAAUACGUAAGUUUGUCGGUUUAUUUGUGAAUAUUUUGAAAGAGGUUCUAGUAGUUUAUAAUGGGAAUAAGUCAGUAUCAAUAGUCUUCAACUCAAUAUUACAUAUAUUUCAUUCUACUUACCACAAGUAUUUACUGUGUGCUUAGUGAUAAUCUUGUAAUCUAUUUAGUAUAAUAAUAAUUGAGAUAAACCUCUAUAGUUAAAACAAUGCCAUAUUAUAUACAAUAGGCUUUUAAAUGCAAUAUGCGCCAUAGGAAAACUAUCUUAUUACUAAUGACUAGAAUAGAAUAAGUAACGUAAUAAAUAAAUGCAUAUGAGUAGAAAUUAUAACUAACACUAUAGCGUAACAUAAUAUAAUCCUUUAUAUAUUGGUGUUUUGGAUUAUUUUGUACUCUAUUAGGUACAUGAUAAAUGUGA